AUGGUUGGCUGGGUAGAUCAGGGUGGCCAGCAGGCCUCAAAUCAUAAGCCGAUCAGCGGCCACGAAGUCCUACUGCACGCGCCUAGUCGCCGUGGCUGGAAAUACUCAUUACCUGCAGCUCACCGCUGCGGGCUGUUGGAGCGCGAAUUCGACGCGAUGAAAACUUUCAGACGCGCCGACCGCACCACAACCACACUACCUACUACCUCCGUUUGGGGGAAACUAGGAUAUGAAAACUACCCAACGUACUACUAUCUGGCUCGUAGCCAGGCCCGAAACUGGCGUUAUCCAGCCUCCAACAGCGAAGAACUUAGGGCCUAUCUGGUACACCCAGGAGACUCAGAAGAGAGUCUUAAUAGGCGUGGUGCUCGCGAUCUGGAGACACUGACCGGACGGCCCGACGAGGCGGAUCACCUCUGGUGGCCAGCUUCGACGGCCUCCAAUGAACCUGUUAAGGGUACGUCUAGGCGACUCAUAGGAGGGAUACAGGCCAGUUGGGGAGGCUCUGAAGGAAUCACAUGUCAGUCGGACGAGGACUCGACGGUUGGAGACACAGGCCAGCUUAUGAGAAGAGGGGGCACAAGCUUGGUUAGUGGAGAGGGUGGAGCAGGUCGCCCGGCGCGGAAUCCGGUCUGUGACCCACUCCGCAAGACACGGUGGGCCUGUCACGAAACUCUUACAAGCAACGCGAAGCGGGAACUAGAAGUAUGUGGGGAGUUGCGCCCCUACAUCGCUACUGAGCUCCCGCGAGGCGUAGACCUCACCCCUUCACUCGGCUCUGACCCUUGGUGGACCUGGAUGGCAGGCAGGACCACGUCCGGCCGGGGAGACUAUUACGUGGCUCGAGAGAAUGGAUGCGCGUGUCGGUGCAUCAAUAGAUGGGACCGUUCGUUAGGACGGCGUGCCAGUGACACGUGCUUAAGGAGCAAGCAGGAGUUACCCAGGCGGGAGAGGUUUGACUGGGCCCAACCUUGUGACGAUCCCGCUGGAAAACUGGGGUAG
Molecule: messenger RNA, 1002 nt
Organism: Lindgomyces ingoldianus
Lineage: Eukaryota; Fungi; Ascomycota; Dothideomycetes; Pleosporales; Lindgomycetaceae
Exons: 9
Coding region: 1-1002 (333 amino acids)
Source: RefSeq, a predicted model, not a curated record